UUACAGAAGAAGUGGAGAUAAGGUUUUGUAAUAGCUGGAUGAGGAUGCACUGGAAGAGCAGCACGUGAGUGAGGUCAGCAGUAACGUUAGCUACUUAAACUGAGAGCCGAUCAGUCCACAUGGACAGACUCUGUGAAGAAGAGACUCAGCAAGUCGUUUCAAGUCACAUACCUGUGCUAGUUUUAAUGAAGUUUGGAUGGAGAUGAAGAGCAGUGCACUGAAGAUCUUCACCAGGAGGAAAAUCCACAGAGCUUCCUAAACAACUAUUGCUCAUUUAAUAAAUUAGUAGUAUUUAGUGGGCAGACACGCAAUUGUGCAAAAUGCUCACAGCGCGUAACAGUUUCUGGGGACUUUUAACAGUGCUGCUCGCUGUCUGGACAGAGCGCGCGACAGGCGUCCCUGUGAGGCGUCACGAGAGAUCCAGACACGCGGACUCCACCGAGAACCAAAUCCAGAAUAAUUUGGCAGACCUACAUCCCCACCAACACAGGUGGCUUCAGCAUCGCUCAACGGGUGUCCUACCACAGCCUGAGCCCGAGGAAGAAUCAAAACCCUUUGUCCUAGACCUCAAAACCUUUCCAGAUCUUGCAAAUGCAGACGCUGGCUCCCAAAACCCAAACAUUCAGGUGACCAUCGAGGUGUUGAAUGACCCACCCAUGGAAGUGGACACGGACCUGAUUAAAGACAGGAGUAAUGACUGGCCUACAUCUUCUCCCUCCUCUACUGUAGAAUGGCAUGGUGGGAAGAAGCUUUUCUGGCCUUUAUUUUGGGGCUAUGCAGAUGUAGAUUCAGGUGAGGAUGGUACCGGCCAAGCAGGGGAGGAAGAGGAUGAUUAUGCACUGGAGUAUGACCGUGGGGAGCCCCUUCCUAGUGUGCUUGGCAAAACAGGUGGCAACUGGGAAAGUCCAUGGACCCAACACCAUUAUGGAGAGAAAGAGGAAGAAUGGGGCACGUGGAGUCCCUGUACUGUCACGUGUGGCCAUGGCAACCAGACUCGAUCACGUUCAUGUGGAGAUUUCUGCAUCUCCACCGAAUCCCAAAGCUGUGACCGUAUGCCAUGCCCAGAUGAUUGGAACAGUGUGGCUCAUGUCUUUCCAUUUGAGAUGGAAAAUGGCACAGAACCCUUUGGCACUAAUGUUGACAGCUGCGAUAAGUGGUUGAAUUGUACGAGUGAGUUUCUCCAGCGUUACCUGCAGCAGGUGUUGACUGAAUUACCCAGCUGUCCGUGCACCUAUCCUUCAGAAGCCUUCAACAAUAUAGUCAGUCUGCUGGAUGCAGGACAUGAUCGGACCUUCCAGUGGAGGGAUGCUAGUGCGCCAAAAGAGCGUCUGGAUAUCUACAAACCCUCGGCACGCUCUUGCUUGCGUUCUGGCCUCUCAAGAGAUGGCACCACCCUGGCUGCCCAGCAUUGUUGCUACGAUGACAACAAGCAUCUUAUUACAAGGGGCAGGGGUGCAGGUACCCCCAACCUAAUCAGCACAGAGUUCUCUCCAGAACUGCAUUUUAAGGUGGAUGUAUUGCCUUGGAUACUAUGCAAAGGAGACUGGAGCAGGUUUCAUGCCGUCCGCCCACCCAAUAAUGGCCUGCAUUGCACAGAGAAUCCCCAGCAGGACAUUUUCAUGAACGAAUUGGAGGAGGCCAGAGAAUAUUAAAUCACCAAAUUACUGCCCCUCCUCUGACACACCGUCCUGCUGUGGUGCUUUACCCAAUUCAAAUAUUCCAGCUAGCCACAUGCUACUCCUUAAGUUGUGGGACACUGUGUUCGCAAAGCAUUGCAUUUCUUAUGUUUGAAAUAUUGUGGAAAUUUAAGAAAUUUUUAAAAAUUGAUUAUAAUCUAUCUGUUGAUAAUCUUUGUCCUGAUAUGUCAAUCUUGUAACCCUUGUAUUUGUGUAAAUGACCAAUACAGCAUUUUGUUGUUGUUGCUGCUGCAGUCACAUACAGUUGAGUACAACAGUCUGACACCACGACUGAAAAUGUUUGUCAAAUUGAAUACAUAUUUAUUAUAAGCUACAAUUUAUCAGCAUAACAAUUUUAAUGAAAAGUUGUAUUUAAAAAAAAUGAAUUUCGUGAAUUUCAUUCAUGAAUGUCUCCCUUUUGCUUGAUGGACCGCAGAACUCAACAUUUGUUCAAAAACUGAGGAUAAUGUUAUCUGGCAUGACAUGAGAAUAUUCCAAAGAGCAUCUUACGUGCUUCAAUCUGAAAAUGGUCAAUAUAAUUUGAUAUUUGAACAUUUUAUUUAUUAUUUGUUUUAAUAUUAACAUUUAAUCAUCAUUGAUUUUGAGUCCCGUAUAUUCGAUGUGGUCUCUGACCUUUGGACCCCACUGUAUUUACUCUGAUAUCAGUGCUGUCUAAUGUAAAAUCUGGAUCCUGAAGCAAAAUGAGUUAAAAAGUCUGCUUUAGACUUACGGGGAUGUUUGAGAGCCAAUGGACACACUUCAUUGCCAACUCAGGGUAAACAUAACAAUGUUCAUUUAGUUCUUUAUUAGUGUCAGAAUCUCAGAAAGGGAAAGAACUGACAGACGUAUAAAGAGAAUAUUAUAAUGAGUAUAUUGUUCUAAUGUGAUACCUUAUAUAAUGUUUUGUACGAUUUUGUUAUUUAGUUGUUCUGCGAUUGUGCAUUUGCUGUGUUGUUAUUGCUGUUGCUUUUCAUUUGUUGUUGGGAACUGUUGCAAGGGAUACUUAAUAUUGCUCCAUACUGAAAUAUGGCUCUUAAGAGUACGCAGACUGCGUAUGCACAUGCUACGGCUGGCACUUUAUUUAAUGCAUUUAUCGAAAAUAUAUUUGCAUGAUGAAGCAUUGUUAUCCCUGUUUCUGGUGUUUGUGUUGUGAAGGGAUUGCUUCGUGUGGUCGCUGUCACAUUAAUGGCAAGAAGAGUAUUUCUGUGUUGGCAUGUGUUGUAAAGUAUUUAUUGUGUUUUCAUCGUACAUUUGCGGACGCUUUGAACUGAUCAUCUAUUCAGAUGGUGCACUACCCAGAGUCCUCCAGGACACACUGACCUAAAAAGGGAAAUCAAACAUCUCUUUAACAACAAAACAAGUUAAUGUCUGCUGUUCAUUAUCAUGUAUACUUUAUAAUGAUUUUGCAUGUUGCAAA
Molecule: messenger RNA, 3093 nt
Organism: Carassius gibelio (silver crucian carp)
Lineage: Eukaryota; Metazoa; Chordata; Actinopteri; Cypriniformes; Cyprinidae
Product: isthmin-2-like
Exons: 6
Coding region: 321-1652 (443 amino acids)
Source: RefSeq, a predicted model, not a curated record